AUGUUUUCACCUUGGCAACGAAGCAACCGGACAAGUACAGAUGAUCAGCCUACAACUAGAGUUUCCAACACUUUUGAUCUGACUGGUUUAUCCGAUUCUCAAGAUAUGCAAAUCAUCCGGAGAAGUACAGAUCCUACUCGUGGAAGUGGUUCUCGAGACCAAAGCACGAACAUGGCACUUGUCCGACGACGAAAUCACCCUGCAGAGGAUGAUCGGAUUUAUACAGACACUUCUAGUCCCCUGAUCCGUUUUCCCACUACAGAUGGAACUCGAAAUAGCCAAAGACAGCGACCCCGUCGCCGUCGUCGGGGCGCUGAACAAUCGAUUGGUGGCAAUUACGGCCCACCACAUCGAGCUACGGAGGAUUAUCAUCGUCCUUCCAGACAGGCUGGAAAUCCUUAUGAGGGUAGAAGUAUACCAUUUUCCAAUGGACCCAGACGUAUGCCCAACAGCAGGCCAACCGGAGGCUUCGCACCAGGAUUUCUUGACGACCCUCGAGAUGGAUUCGACGAUCUCUACGAGGAUCUAUCAAUGUAUGAUCCUACCUUUGAAGACGAUCGUUACUAUGAUUCGGACGACGGAUCGGACUACUUUCGCGGAGAUCACCUGGGUUUCUUACGCGUGCCCACCGUCAGGAGCACUCUCAGUAUCAUGUCGGGACGGUUCCCUGCUGGACCCUGCCCGAGAUGUGGUCGGUAUCAUUAG
Kwoniella mangroviensis CBS 8507 is the source of this 705-nucleotide messenger RNA. RefSeq lists its product as uncharacterized. Bases 1 to 705 code for a protein of 234 amino acids. The record is from RefSeq and is a predicted model, not a curated record. NCBI's taxonomy places the organism in Eukaryota, Fungi, Basidiomycota, Tremellomycetes, Tremellales, Cryptococcaceae. The transcript has a single exon.